Messenger RNA from Phaeodactylum tricornutum CCAP 1055/1, 2422 nucleotides. RefSeq lists its product with no specific name. Lineage: Eukaryota; Bacillariophyta; Bacillariophyceae; Surirellales; Neidiaceae. The transcript has a single exon. Gene Ontology annotation, molecular function: protein binding. The record is from RefSeq and is a predicted model, not a curated record. The coding region runs from base 92 to 2422 and encodes 776 amino acids.
CCCGCUUUCGUUACUCUCACAGAGAUACUCCAUUCUCAUUGUCAUUGUCACCCACACAGUCCAUUCAAUAGUACGUACGUAGCCAGCCCCCAUGGACUUUUCGUCGAUUCCUCGUGCCUUGGAAUCUCUCCAACGCCGUCAGCCUCCGCUCGACGAGGAGACGGUGUUGCGUCCCACACGAGCCCUCGUAGCGAACCCGUCCGCGGACGUCUUUUUAUCCUCCAUUACGUCACUCGUCUCGUCUACAUCGUCUCGUUGGGAACCACUCGCGGUGGGUCUUUACGUGGCGACGGAAGCCCUCACGCAGCACGGAAAAGCCCUCGCCGCGUCGUCGUCGUCGUCGUCAACCCCCGACGCGGCACCGUCCGUGUAUCUGGAAGGUCCACGGGUCCCAUCCACCCGCGACGAAGGAACACCUCUGGAAUCGGUCGUACCCGUCCUCGACACAAACCAGGCUUUGGUCCUUUGUCAGACCCUUCACGACGUCGCUUUGCGACAUUUGGAACACGACGAGCCCCGGGUCCGUACUCUCGUCGCCAAGGCCGUGGGAGCCUACGCCAAACUUACCGUCGAACUCGAUGAUGCACUCCCGCACAAUCGUCAAGCUCUCCACGAUCGACUCGUGCAAUCCAUUCGAACACAUAUUCAACAAGGUAGAGACGAACAACCUGAUCCACAAAACGAUCCACACACCAACACUCCCGACGAUGGGGACGAUGAUGGGGACCGAUCCCCAAAGUACAGUAAAUCCUCCACGGGAGCUCUGGACGACACCACGGGAUGGCGUGCCUUGGAAACCAAUUGGCAGUGUCUCGCUUCCUUGAUUCGGGCACUCGGUCCGGCUUACGUCGUACACUUUGGGGUCCCCCAAACCGUUCUGGACGAUUGUCAGUACAGUUGUAUCGAGCACGUCAAUCGCCACGUCCGGGCGGCCGGGAUUUCCGUGCUGGAACAGUGGCUUUACGCGGCAGCAGCCGGAAGCCCUGUGCAACAGGCCCUCUUGACGGAGUCCGACGGAGUUCUGCGCAAAACCUGCCGGGUUGUACUCAAACACGGGCUCGCCGACAAUUGGUCACAAGUCCGGAUGGCCGCCAGUGUCCUCUGUCGCGUUUUGUUCACCACCCUACAGGCUCUACAGGCACCAGCGGACGAUUUGUAUCCCGUACUCCUACCCCGCAUGUGUUUGAAUCGAUUCUAUCUCGCGCAAGGGGUCAAGCUCUACAGUCACGAAACGUGGAAACUCGUCUUUGUCGAUUCCGGCGUGUCCCUGGUGGCCGCUAACUUGCCCGCCGUUUGCCGUUACUACGUUCAAAUGUGCGACGCCGAUAAUCACGUCGUCCGGGAAGCCGCUUGCCAGGCCGUCGCCGAACUGGCCAUCCGCCUCGGGUCGGAUCCGAACCAUCACGACGAGCUCCUGCCACACAUGGACCUACUGCUGCAGGCCUUGCUUAUGUGUUUCCACGACGAGUCCUGGCCCGUGCGUGACGAAGCCUGUUUGGCGUGCGGCCUCCUCUGCAAAGCGUAUCCCGAGUCCUGUCGUCCCGAACUCGGUAAACUUUGGGAACGCUGGACGGGACAGCUCACGGACCAGAUUUGGUCCGUCCGCGAAGACGCCGCGGUAGCCUUGGGCGACGCCCUCGAAGCCUAUGGUGCCGACUUCCUACAGGAACUCCUAGCCCUCGUUGACAAGCUUCUUCCGUCGGCUCGCAGCCAAUCCGCCAUGACGCCGACCGAAUACAAGGCCCGCCAAAACGACGCCGCUGCUCACACCGACUCGCAAUUGUACAGUUGCGGGAGUUUGGCGCCGAAGCUGCGCAAGGGCGGUGCCGGCCGCAUCGGGUGUUCCUCGUGCGACGUUAAUCGCGAAAAAUCGCCCUGGGAAGCGACAGACGGCUGCGUCUACCUGAUUCGCGAACUCGUGGUGCGGUGUGCCUCGCCGGAGAGUCCGACACCCCUUGCGGACGAAAUCCUGCUUCCCAUGCUCCGGGAACUAGCUGACGUGUGUCGGGUACAGCACUUUCCGCAAUCGGACGAUUUGCGCACCACGUUGUGGAGAAAUCUUCCUGGAAUGGCGGAAGCGCUCGGCAAACAGCGUUUCAAGCGGUUGUACCUGGACGUCUUCCAGAAUUUGUUGUUCUCGAGUUUGGAUGCGCGGUCGUCCUCGCAAUUGUCACAGCACGCGGCGGGACAGUGUGCGGAAGAACUGGCCGACCUGGUAGGCCGGACUAUUUUCCGGGCACGUUUGGAAGAUGACCAGCGGGAUACUUUGGAUCGCGUUUUGCGCGAACGCGCUGCCAUACCGGCGGGGCCGGCAGACGGGGCCGUCUUUUCGCCCUUUGGACCGCCCGGAUUGCUCGAUCACAUUCACAAGGGUACGGUGCAUCCGGGUGUGGCGGGGAUGACGCGAGGAACGGCGCCGUGA